UCAAUACCUAUACUGCAGCUAUAGCCUAUCCCUAUCUGCUCAUAGGCUACAAAAGUUAGAAGUGACAAUUUUUUUUUUUUUUAAUUGUCAGCAACACUAGGGUGAUUACUGAUUAGUGAUUAGCGUGUAGUGACUAAGUACGGUGACGCUGCUCGUUAGCUCUGUUCGCCGGUCCACAGUCGUUCCUCGAAAAAAAGGCGUUGGUCCUUCCGUYGUUCGAUCGCCGGUUAUUUGCGCGUCGCAACCGCAGCCCGUCAGUCGCCUACCGCCGCCCUGUCCACGAUGUACGCCUAAAAAGACGAACGGUCGUGCCUUCUCUAGCGAUCGAUACACGUGAUCCACCGUCGGGGACGCACAACGGAUCCAGAUCUGAGCAAGAUGCCUUACAAAGACCGGAAUGUUACGACAAUGGUGUCUCGCAACCGUAUAUCGACUGAUUCUAAGCCCAAAUCUAGGCCGAAGAAAAUCGACAAAGUAUUACAAAACGGCCAGAAUAAUUCUAAAUUCAAACAACUUAAAAAAUCAGCAAAAAUGGAAGUCCACUCACUUGUGGUAUGGAAACAUCCCAUCUUAACCUUAGAUUAUUUCUGUAAAGAAGUAGUUUAUUUAUCCAAAUCAUUUAUUAAAAAGUUAAUUUGUUAUAAGUUAUAUGUGCUUCUGGCAUUUUUAGUAAUUUCUACUCCAAUUAUUUUACUAUAUAUAGAAGGUCCUCAUUUACCAAUAUUAAUAUGGGCAAAAUCAAAAGUUGUAUGGUCUCUCUAUUGGUUAGGUCUAGGAGUUUUAUCAUCUGUUGGUUUUGGUACUGGCCUUCAUACAUUCCUUCUCUAUUUGGGCCCCCACAUUACCUCUGUCACUUUGGCCGCCUAUGAAUGUGGAGGACUUAACUUCCCUGAGCCUCCAUAUCCAGAACAAAUUAUUUGUCCUGAUGAAGUUGACAGUGCUUGGAUAGCCAGUUUAUGGAACAUCAUGUUAAAAGUACGAGUGGAAGCCAUGAUGUGGGGAGCAGGAACUGCGCUUGGUGAAUUGCCGCCAUACUUUAUGGCUCGUGCUGCUAGACUUUCUGGUAGACCACCAGAUGAAGACAAGGAAGAUUUAAUAGAAUUUGAAGAAUUACUGAAAAAAGAAAAACAUCCUGAAACAAUGACUCUAGUGGACAAGUCAAAAUUGUUUGUCGAGCGACUUGUAAAAAAAGUUGGCUUCUUUGGAAUCUUAGCAUGUGCAUCUAUUCMGAAUCCAUUAUUCGAUCUCGCUGGGAUUACAUGUGGACACUUUUUAAUACCGUUCUGGACAUUUUUCGGAGCUACUCUUUUGGGUAAAGCUGCCAUUAAGAUGAGCAUACAAGUGUUAUUUGUUGUUGUAGCUUUUAAUGAAACACUUAUUGCUAGUGUACUAGACAUUGUUGGAAAAAUCCCAGGAAUUGGAAAAAAAUUGCAGGCACCUAUUACAACGUUUUUAGAAAAUCAAAAACAAAGGUUACAUGCCAAAAAAGACUCAAAGGGUACAAAUAUUGCUGUGAAAUUGUUUGAUCUAUUUGUGUUAUCAAUGGUUCUUUAUUUCAUUGUAUCUAUAAUCAACUCUAUGGCACAAAAUUACUAUAAGCGACACCAUAAGACUUCAAAAAAGCGAUUAAGCGACUGACAUACGGUUGUCAACCGUUUGAAAAAAUCUUAUUGUAAGUCCAAACGGAAUUAAAUAAUUACAACUCAUUCAUACAUCCAAUUUUUUUGGUAUAAAUUAAAAAUUAUUAUUUCUUGGUACACAA
Molecule: messenger RNA, 1762 nt
Organism: Diuraphis noxia (Russian wheat aphid)
Lineage: Eukaryota; Metazoa; Arthropoda; Insecta; Hemiptera; Aphididae
Product: vacuole membrane protein 1-like
Source: RefSeq, a predicted model, not a curated record